AUAUAACUGUAAUAAAGAAAAGCAAAAUGACGGUGAGUGAAGUGAAUCACUUUCUCUCUCUCUGAUUAGUAGAAGAAAAAAAGACCACCCGAUCUGACUGACACAAACACUCUCUUCUUUUUCUUCUCCUUCCUUAAAAACAAUGGCGGUUGCGUUCUCUCUUCAAUAACUAACUCAACAAACCACUAUACUAUAGUCACUCAAAAACAUAGUGAGAAAAACGGUUAAAUCAAUAGUAGUAAGUAGCAACAACCUCACAGUGGCGCCGCCAUCAUUUACUGAAGAAAAAACCCGACCCGAUUUCUUUAUCACUUUUUUAUUUUUAAUAAGCACACUGUUUUCUGGUUCCCUCUCUUGAAAAAUAAAAGAGAACAAGUGUUUGCGUUUCUAUUCUUGGUCGUUUUCUGUUACAACGUUAGCUUCACUUUCUGACUCUACUCUGAGCUCAUUCCCAGCUUCAUUCUGCUCUUUUUUUUUCCCUCGAGAUCCGUUGCUCUUUGGGAUUCGUUGCUUCUUUGACUGAGAUCUGUUUGGUUUUUGAGCUUGUUGCCAAAUUUGGGUGUCAAGGUAAAUAACCAAAGCUUACUCUCUGUGUUGAAAACGUUGUAUUAUGGUUCAACACUGGAACUUGAGGUGGGGGCGGUUGUGGGGGUUGAAGAACGAAUGAAGGGUAUUAGGAAAACGAUUUUCUUCUUUAGUCAAACUGAUUUUGGUUGAGGAUUCAAAAAGGUGAAAAUUUUCAUUCUCUUCUUAGGCUCUUAGUUGAUUUUUGAGGUAAUUCAGUAUCUGGGUGUUUGAGUUUUGGUUGGUGAAAGGGGUGAUAAAGAUAAGAAGAAUGAUAUUCUGGAGUUGGAAAGAAGAAACCAAGAGGAUUUGUUUUUGGUUUGGGGUUCAUCUUGUGGAAAUUUGUGUACUUGAAAAUCAUUGAUUUUGUUGGGUUUGGUUUUAACUUUUAGAAGGUUUCAAAAUUGCUGAAAUGAAAUUCUCUUCAGCUGGUUUUAGUCCUCCACCUCCUGAAGGGGAGAAACGGGUUCUAGAUUCAGAACUUUGGCAUGCUUGUGCUGGUCCUCUUGUUUCUUUGCCAGCUGUUGGAAGCCGUGUGGUCUACUUUCCACAAGGUCACAGUGAACAGGUUGCUGUAUCUACCAACAGGGAAGUUGAUACUUACAUCCCCAAUCCAAGCUUACCUCCCCAACUUAUUUGCCAACUUCAUAAUUUGACUAUGCAUGCAGAUACUGAGACAGAUGAAGUGUAUGCACAAAUGACCUUGCAACCUCUAAAUCCUGAAGAGCAAAAAGAAGCAUAUCUUCCUGCGGAGUUGGGAGCUGCAAGUAAACAGCCAACAAACUACUUUUGCAAAAUUUUGACAGCCAGUGAUACAAGCACUCACGGUGGAUUCUCUGUUCCUCGCCGUGCAGCAGAAAAAGUUUUUCCUCCAUUGGACUUUUCACAACAGCCUCCUGCUCAAGAGUUGAUUGCAAGAGAUUUGCAUGGUAUUGACUGGAAAUUCAAACAUAUCUUCCGCGGUCAGCCCAAAAGGCAUUUGCUUACUACAGGGUGGAGUGUCUUUGUGAGUGCCAAAAGACUUGUUGCUGGUGAUUCAGUGCUGUUUAUAUGGAAUGAAAAAAAUCAAAUGCUUCUUGGUAUUCGGCGUGCUAAUCGACCACAACCUAUGAUGCCUUCAUCAGUGUUGUCAAGUGAUAGCAUGCACUUGGGGCUACUUGCUGCGGCAGCUCAUGCAGCUGCAACAAACAGUCGUUUCACCAUUUUCUACAACCCACGUGCUAGCCCAUCAGAAUUUGUUAUACCCCUGGCAAAGUAUGUUAAAGCUGUAUAUCAUACUCGAGUUUCAGUUGGUAUGCGCUUCAGGAUGCUUUUUGAAACAGAGGAAUCUAGUGUUCGGCGUUACAUGGGAACGAUAACUGGCAUCAGCGAUCUGGAUUCUGUCCGUUGGCCAAAUUCACAUUGGCGCUCAGUCAAGGUUGGCUGGGAUGAAUCCACAGCUGGUGAAAGGCAACCUAGAGUUUCUCUAUGGGAAAUUGAGCCACUCACAACAUUUCCAAUGUAUCCGUCGCCAUUCCCCCUUAGGCUUAAAAGACCAUGGCCUCCAGGACUUCCUUCAUUCCACGCAGGCUUGAAGGACGAUGAUUUUGGCAUGAACUCUCCACUAUUGUGGCUUCGAGAUACAGAUAGAGGGCUUCAAACUCUUAAUUUUCAAGGGAUCGGUGUUAAUCCUUGGAUGCAGCCGAGGCUUGAUCCUUCCAUGAUGCAUUUGCAACCAGAUAUGUACCAAGCUAUGGCAGCGGCUGCGCUUCAGGAUAUGAGGACUUUCGACCCUUCUAAACAGCAGCAUCCUGGUUCCUUACUUCAAUUUCAGCAGCCGCAGAAUUUCACCAAUGGUACCGCUACUUUAAUGCAGAACCAGAUGUUGCAGCAAUCUCAACCUCAGCAAGCUUUUCCAAAGAAUCAAGAAAAUCAGCAUCCAUCCCAAUCUCAAUCUCAGCCUCAAACUCAAUCACAUUUCCAGCAGCUUCUUCAGCAUCAGCACUCAUUCACUAAUCAAAAUCAUCAUCAUCUACAGCAGCAGCAACAGCAGCAGCAGCAGCAGCAGCAGCAACAACAACAACAAAAAUCACAACAGCAGCAACAAGUUGUAGAUCAUCAGCAAAUUUCAAGUGCCGUCUCAACAAUGUCUCAGUUUGUCUCGACACCUCAAUCUCAACCGACACAGCCCAUGCAAGCUAUCUCUUCAAUUGGUAAUCAGCAAAAUUUCACUGAUUCAAAUGGGAAUCAUGUAACUACUUCUAUUGUUUCACCUUUGCACAAUAUGUUGGGUUCAUUUCCCAACGACGAAACAUCUCACCUCCUCAACCUUCCUAGACAAAACUCUUGGGUUCCGGUUCAAUCAUCAACUGCAUGGCCCUCCAAGCGUGUCGCAGUGGAUCCUCUCCUUUCUUCUGGAGGAACUAAUUAUGUUUUGCCUCAAGUGGAGCAGCUAGGGCAGUCACAGACUACCAUGUCUCAAAAUGCUGUUAUCCUGCCACCGUUUCCCGGCAGGGAGUGUGCUAUAGAAGGGAGCACCGAUCCACAAAACCAUCUUUUGUUUGGUUUUAACAUAGAGCCCUCAUCGCAUCUAGUGUAUAAUGAGAUGCCGAACCUUAAGAGGGUCAACAGCAACUGUGACUCAUCAACUGCGCCUUUCCAAUCUUCUACUUACCUGAAUACUGCAGGCGCUGAUUCUUCAUUGAAUCCUGGAAUGACACACGGCAUUGGUGAGUCGGAUUUCCUGCAAACUCCAGAAAAUGGAGGUCAAGGAAACCAACCAAACAGAACCUUUGUGAAGGUUUACAAGUCUGGGUCCUUUGGUAGAUCGUUGGAUAUCACUAAAUUCUCCAACUACCAUGAGCUACGCAGUGAGCUUGCUCGCAUGUUUGGGCUUGAACGCGAGUUGGAGGACCCUGUAAGAUCAGGCUGGCAGCUUGUAUUUGUUGAUCAAGAGAAUGAUGUUCUUCUCCUCGGUGAUGGUCCAUGGCCGGAAUUUGUAAAUAGUGUAUGGUGCAUCAAGAUACUUUCCCCUCAGGAAGUGCAGCAAAUGGGAAACAAUGGUCUAGAGCUUCUGAACUCAGCUCAGAAUCAAAGGCACUCUAAUGGCAUCUGUGAUGAUUACACCGGCCGUGAGGACUCGAGAAAUUUAAGCACCGGGUUAGCAACUGUGGGGUCUUUAGACUACUGAAUGUUGUUGUGACAACAAAUACUGUGAAUUUCUUCUCUCUUGUAUUAUUACACUCUUACUUCUCAACCCUCUUAAAAUGGUGGGAAGUGGUACCUAGUUGUAGUUUUAUAUAGCUUACUCAUAAGCCUUUUGUUUUCCAGUUUUUAAUGCCUAAAACAAUUCAUGAGCUAAACAAUGAAGCUAUAUGGCAUUUCUCAUUGUGGUUCCUAUAAUAUAUUGGUCUCCACAACUCAAUUGUAGAACUCAACUUAUGUUCUUAACUUAUGAUCUUAUGAUUGAACAGAAUAUUAUGUUUUA
Cicer arietinum (chickpea) is the source of this 4030-nucleotide messenger RNA. Its product is annotated as auxin response factor 6-like. The record is from RefSeq and is a predicted model, not a curated record. Gene Ontology annotation, cellular component: nucleus. Gene Ontology annotation, molecular function: DNA binding. Gene Ontology annotation, biological process: regulation of DNA-templated transcription; response to hormone. NCBI's taxonomy places the organism in Eukaryota, Viridiplantae, Streptophyta, Magnoliopsida, Fabales, Fabaceae.